Messenger RNA from Trypanosoma cruzi, 444 nucleotides. RefSeq lists its product as uncharacterized. The transcript has a single exon. The record is from RefSeq and is a predicted model, not a curated record. Bases 1 to 444 code for a protein of 147 amino acids. NCBI's taxonomy places the organism in Eukaryota, Euglenozoa, Kinetoplastea, Trypanosomatida, Trypanosomatidae.
AUGACCCCGUCCGGCUCCGUUGUGAAAUUGUUGGGUGUCAAGGCCGCAAUUCCGGACCAACGACUCGCCGUUAUACACGCAAGUCGUACGACAACACGUUCCUUCCAAUCGGUCCGGCUGCGGAUACAUUCCUCGGUCCCUUUCUUUGUCGAGGGGCGCGCCUGCUUCACCACCGAUCGCGCCGCAAUUUUUUGCAACCCCAGAAUCAUCAUGUCCAGCGGGGUUGGAUUCAUUUCCGACACGGACCGCAGCGUCCUGGAGUGCUGCUGUCGGGUCGAUGGCGCGACUUCGAUUGCCAUCAAAAAGGCCGCACAGCUCUCCUCGUUUAUCGGCUGUUCGUGCGUGCGGCAAAAAGUCGUGAAUCGCCCCGCUAGGGACAUUCCACGCUCCCACGUUGACGGCGCCCACGUCUGUCGAGCCUACUCGUUCGCUCUCCUCAUAUAG